Petromyzon marinus (sea lamprey) is the source of this 1400-nucleotide messenger RNA. The record is from RefSeq and is a predicted model, not a curated record. NCBI's taxonomy places the organism in Eukaryota, Metazoa, Chordata, Hyperoartia, Petromyzontiformes, Petromyzontidae.
UAAUCGGCCUCGGGUCGCCGGGUUCGUACGUAGCACCGCGCUAACCGCUGCGCCACCGCUCCCCCGCUGUUACAGUGCCGGUACUGUCCCCGGGCAAGAUGGCUGCCCGCCUCCACGUGACUCGGCGCGCGUGACUGUCGCACUCAGCACGUGGUGUCAUUCAGGGCGUGGUCUCGCGCCGUUCCUGCUCACGAACUCGCUGCUGCAGCACGUGGAAAGCACGUGGUGAGGAUGUCGUCAUCCUUGGACACAGGCGCUGCGGGGAUGAACUCGCGCUCUUGCAGAUGCUGCUUCCGAAACUACACCCUGGCGUUGGGGCCUGGGGCAUCAAACAGCCGCCCCUACCUGCUGGUGUGCGGACAUGUCUUUUGUGGAGCAUGCCUGCAGGACAAAGGCACACGCGCAGGCUGCGAGUUUGUGUGCCCCACCUGCAAGAUGGUGACCAGGAUUCCUGGAGCCGGUGGCCUGUCUCAGCUGCCCCUGGAUUUCUAUUCACUUGGAGUUGUGGCCGCAUACAAAUACUCGUGCGGUGUCCUACGGUCCAAACAAAACCUUGGUGGGAGCCAAGUGAAGUCGCAUCAUCUCUUGGAUACGGAUGGAGGAGGAGCCCUCACGAAGACCCGGGGGAUCCCGGACAAUGUCCGCUUGAACCUGACCAGUACAUGUGCAGGAAAGGAGAGGCGCUGUGCCGAAUGCGAGCGGCAAAAAGCCGACCUGUCCUGCAAGCAUUGCCAAGAGGACUUUUGCGACUCCUGCUUUAAGAAGGUUCACGGAAAUGCGAAAGUGCUGAAAAACCACAAAGUGAACAAAAUUUAUCCCAGUGACUGUGAGAAUUGUGAGGUGCACGGUAAGCCGUAUGCGUACUGCUGCGAGCUUGGUGACGGUGGUGGCGGUGGUGGCAGCGACGUUGCGUGCACGGAUUGCAUCUCGGAUUCUGAGCACAGCGAACACGACCAUACUCUGCUCGAUGCCAAGAAGGAAGAGCUGAGCGUGCAGCUUCUCAAGGCCAUCGUGGCGGGCCAGGCGGGGGUCUUAAAACUGAAGGAGGCGCUGAGAGAGUUUGAGAAGCUGCAGUCUGAGCUGCAGCUGCAACUUCACACAGUGGUGUGCAGCAUCCAUGGGAGCAUCCACUCGCUGUGCUCCAUGGUGCAGGCCCGGGGUGCAGAGCUCGUUUUUCAACUGAAGGACAUCGAGGUUCGGCUCCACCCCAUACUGACGAGAGGAGCGAGCGUUCUUCACGAGUCUCUCUUGUCGAACUGCGUCACCCUCGACACUGCCUGCAGCAUGGCUCGGGGCCAGCAGUUCUCUCCGCGGGAUGUGCAAAAGGCACGGACGUAUUGAUUUUCUGCGCGCAUUCGGUUGCAGUAAACAUGGCUGUCUCCGCCUCUCCGACGGCGAAU